GGAGGCGGCGGCUCGCUGGCAGGAGGCGGAAAGCGCGGUGUGGCCAUGGCCGCCCGUUAAUGGGGCUGGGGAGCUCGUGCGGGGUCGGUGCUCGGAGGCGUGGCGGGACGAAGACGACGAUGCUGCCCGGGGAGGCCGAUCGGUUGCUGCUGAGCCCGCGCAGGCCAGGCACGGAGCCGCGGCAGCUGCUGUAGGCGCCGCCAGGAGGGGGAAGAAGAAGGGCACAAGCAAGCAGGAGAAGCAGCCAGCAGCCCCCAUCCCCCGGCUGGGGCCGAGACGCAUCGCAUCCGGCCAGUCUGUGGCACAUUCACUGAAAAGAAGCAGAAUGGCUGCAAAGGAGAAAUUGGAAGCAGUGUUAAAUGUGGCCUUGCGGGUCCCAAGCAUCAUGCUUUUGGAUGUCUUGUACCGAUGGGAUGUCAGUUCCUUCUUCCAGCAGAUCCAAAGAAGUAGCCUCAACAACAAUCCCCUCUUCCAGUACAAGUACUUGGCUCUUAACAUGCAUUAUGUGGGUUACAUCAUAAGUGUUGUACUCCUAACCUUACCCAGACAACACCUGGUUCAACUCUACCUAUAUUUUCUAACUGCACUGUUGCUAUAUGCUGGGCAUCAGAUCUCCAGGGAUUACGUGAGGAGUGAGUUGGAAUCUGGCUAUGAAGGGCCAAUGUACUUAGAACCUCUUUCCAUGAAUCGUUUUAUGACAGCCUUAAUAGGUCAGCUAGUGGUGUGCACCCUUUGCUCCUGCGUCAUGAAAACCAAACAGAUCUGGCUGUUCUCUGCUCACAUGCUCCCUCUGCUGGCACGGCUUUGCCUUGUCCCUCUGGAAACUAUUGUUAUCAUCAACAAAUUUGCUAUGAUUUUUACUGGCUUGGAAGUUCUCUAUUUUUUGGCAUCUAAUCUUCUGGUACCAUAUAAUCUUGCAAAAUCUGCCUAUAGAGAACUUGUACAGGUAGUCGAAGUGUAUGGCCUUCUGGCCUUGGGAAUGUCUCUCUGGAACCAGCUCGUGGUCCCCGUUCUCUUCAUGGUCUUCUGGCUUGUAUUGUUUGCUCUUCAGAUCUACUCCUACUUCAGCACACGGGAUCAGCCUGCCUCCAGGGAGAGGCUUCUCUUUCUCUUUCUAACAAGUAUUGCAGAAUGCUGUAGCACUCCCUAUUCUCUCCUGGGCUUGGUGUUUACAGUCUCCUUUGUUGCUCUGGGGGUUCUAACCCUCUGCAAGUUUUACCUGCAAGGCUACCGAGCAUUCAUGAAUGACCCUGCAAUGAAUAGAGGGAUGACAGAAGGAGUCACACUUUUGAUCCUGGCCGUGCAGACUGGCUUGAUAGAGCUGCAAGUUGUCCACCGGGCCUUCCUGCUCAGUAUUAUCCUCUUCAUUGUGGUUGCGUCCAUCCUGCAGUCAAUGCUGGAGAUCGCUGAUCCCAUUGUUUUAGCUUUGGGAGCUUCAAGGGACAAGAGCCUCUGGAAGCAUUUUCGUGCUGUUAGUCUGUGCUUGUUCUUGCUGGUCUUUCCAGCUUACAUGGCCUACAUGAUCUGUCAGUUUUUCCAUAUGGAUUUCUGGUUGCUGAUCAUUAUUUCUAGCAGCAUACUCACCUCCCUUCAGGUACUUGGAACACUUUUCAUUUACGUUUUGUUUAUGGUUGAGGAGUUCAGGAAAGAGCCAGUAGAAAACAUGGAUGAUGUCAUUUAUUACGUGAACGGCACCUAUCGAUUACUAGAGUUCCUCGUAGCACUCUGCGUCGUGGCAUAUGGUGUGUCAGAGACUAUCUUUGGAGAGUGGACUGUGAUGGGUUCGAUGAUCAUCUUCAUUCACUCCUAUUACAAUGUGUGGCUUCGUGCUCAGUUAGGGUGGAAAAGCUUUCUUCUCCGCAGAGAUGCUGUGAAUAAGAUUAAAUCACUUCCUACUGCUACCAAAGAUCAGUUGGAACAACAUAAUGAUAUCUGUGCCAUCUGCUAUCAGGACAUGAAAUCUGCAGUCAUCACUCCUUGUGGCCACUUCUUCCAUGCAGGCUGCCUUAAGAAAUGGCUGUAUGUGCAAGAGACCUGCCCCCUGUGCCACUGCCAACUUAAAAACUCAACUCAACUCCCAGGGCUUGGAUCAGAGCUGGUGCCACAGCCAAAUCCUGGAGCAGAACAAAAUACUGUUCAGCAAGAGGCAACAGAAACUCCUGGUGUAGAACACCAGAAAAGGGCAUCUGUUGACAAUGGACAGGCUGUCAAAGGUUUGGGUAUCCUGCAGGACUCUUCGGACACUACGGAUGAGUCUGUCAUUCCAGAUGAUGCCUCUGCAUGUGAAGUCAGCCUGGCAGAAAGUGCCAUGGAAGAACUGGCUAAAGAACAGGAAGAGAUGUUAACACGAGGCCUUGGGGGUUGUAUCCAGAACUGAACAAGCAGAGAAUAGUGCAAGGAACACUCCAGGGUCCUUUGACUGAGCAGACAGAAUCCUACUCUUCGUUGUCUUGGAGAAGUUUAACUCUCAGUAUGCUGGCCAAAAUGUAUCUAUACUAUCCCAUGCUGAUUUCUGUGAGCUGCUUGGUUUACAGGGCUGCCAGUGCAAUCCACUGGGAACUAUUUUAGAAGCUGCCAUGUUGCAAAAAAGGGGGGCAGAAACUGAGAAAUCACAAUUGAGUAUUGUCAGAAGGGAAAGUUGUAAGAAAAAUAAGAAUGAGUGGGGUGGGGUGGGGUGGGAAUGAAGAGAGCCAGGUUAGUUGGUGGCGGGGAGAGACAGUGUUGCUUAAGUGGAGAAGGAAGAAUCAAAUAGAAGGAUGAGAAAGAUGUGUUUGGAUCUCUGGGCUUUGGUCUCUCUGCAGUGGUGAGAGCUCCGCCAAAAUCAUUGGCAAAGAUUCUGUAGAGCACUGAAGGAGUCUCAACAUUGAUUGUGUUGGGAAUGGUGCUUCAGGCAUGUUGGUUUAGGGCAGCUGCAUUUGCAUUUGUGUAAUCUAUUGCAACUCUUGACUUUUUACCACAGAGUUGUCAACACUUAAAUGUUUUUGUGAAUGAACAUUCUGGGCAGCAUGGGCUGUGUGAAGUAAACUAAAGCUCCAGUGAACUCUCUUGACUACCAACAGAAUGGAGGAGAGAUGUGGGAGGAGCUUUAGGAUGCUGAUUGAAGCCUCUAAGUGCUGUUCAGUUUGGUCUAGUGUCUAACUUCUUGCAGCUGAAUUGAAGCAGUAUUAAUCUCCUGGCAAUAUUUGCACCUUUUGGGAAUGAGUACAUAAUCUGUAUGAUCAAAUGCCGCAAAUGCCACUCCUAAAGCUGUUAAUAGGAUUUGCACCUUCCCCCCCUCUUUUCUUUGACAUAUUUUUUCUCCUCUUUUCCCCUCUUUUCUUUGACAUAUAUGUGUAUUUAAAUUUUUACAUUCAUCAUGGCUUUCAGGUAGAAAUAGGGAUUGGGGGAGGGAUGGGAGCUGGUGAAUUUUUUAUGUGAAUUUUGAUAUGAAAAGGAACUAGUCACUUAUUUAUACACUAGGCUUGGCUCAAACAAAGUGUGUUUUUUGUUUUCUUCAAAAGUUGUUGUUCCUAAUGUGAAAUGUGACAUUAUUUUAUUUUUUAGUAGUGAACUUGGAUGUAGACUAACAGACAUAACUGAAUGUCUCAAUAAAAUACAUUUGAAGAUUUUUUA
Messenger RNA from Heteronotia binoei (common prickly gecko), 3612 nucleotides. It is a transcript of the gene RNF145, whose product is annotated as ring finger protein 145. The record is from RefSeq and is a predicted model, not a curated record. The transcript has 11 exons. The coding region runs from base 326 to 2377 and encodes 683 amino acids. Gene Ontology annotation, cellular component: endoplasmic reticulum; endomembrane system. Gene Ontology annotation, molecular function: zinc ion binding; ubiquitin protein ligase activity. Lineage: Eukaryota; Metazoa; Chordata; Lepidosauria; Squamata; Gekkonidae.